Knipowitschia caucasica is the source of this 378-nucleotide messenger RNA. NCBI's taxonomy places the organism in Eukaryota, Metazoa, Chordata, Actinopteri, Gobiiformes, Gobiidae. The record is from the annotation of a GenBank genome assembly.
AUGAAGUCGGAUGUUGUUGGUGAAAACAAAGCAAAGAAGUUUAAAGAGCUUCUGGACAAAAUGUGGUCAGACUAUGUUUCGGCAAACGCUCACAGCUCCAUAGAGCAAAACAAAUGGAACAAAGACGACAGUGUUCCAUUGACGAAGGACAUUGUUGCGCUGCAGAAUCACCUGAGGACUAUAGAGGACCAAGCCAUAGCCGACCUGAGGCAGAAUGUAACUGUGUCGUCAUACAAACAGCUUAGCGAAAGUCUUCUAGCUCAAGUGAUCGUCUUCAACAAAAAACGUGAAGGAGAAGCAUCAAGGAUCACACUGGAGACGUUUAAGAGCGCUGACACUGGUCACAUGAACAAAGACAUGAAACACUGUCACCUGUAG